AGUCAGUUCCACUGCAACGCAACAGUUACGCCAUCUGUCAUGGCUACGGUGAAGCCAGUGUUUUCGCCGUAGCUGCGACAAUGCAGUGAUAGAAAGGAAUACCGUUUCGUUGCAGCGGCGUCGAAAACAUUUAAAUGGCGUCGCCUCAGACGACACACGCUUCUGACUUAUUGUGCAGAAGACUGGCAAGCGGCGUCCGAAAGCUUGGCAAUACAACAUGCACGAUGCUGCCAAAUCUGAGUGGAGACAACCCAGUGGUUUAGGAAGAGGGAUGUGACGCUGACGUUGCCAUUUAUGCGACGCUCAGCAUAGGAGUUAUGAAUGUAGAAUUGAACAAUGAAGAAAUGCAGAAGAAGUUGCACUUCAGAAACUCAUGCGAAUUCUUAACUGCUAAUGGCAGUGCAAUAAAUUAUUACUUGUGCCGAUCAAGAGUUGCAAGCGAUUCCGUUACUCCGAUGCUAUUGAAUUUAAUGAGUCAUUAGCAACUUAGCUCGAGAGUGAGGUAUGACUUCGGUGAAUAAGAGAGGAAAUGGUGUUUGAGACGCUCGUUACGACGCGUUUUAUGUAAAAGGGCUACGCAAGAUACUUUCUUCCAUGAAUGAAGGAAGCAGCUGUCAAAAGAUAACUUCCUUGUGGAGCCCCCGGAUACGAAAAUAGGGUGAUACACUUGGUUUGCCUGUUUCUGCAACCACAUCAUUCGGUAAAGCAUUCGGAUCCUUGAAAUAAAUAAAUAAAAAAUAAAUAAACAAAUAAAUAAAUAAAUGAAUAAAUAAAUAAAUAAAUAAAUAAAUAAAUACGCAGCAGCGUCGUCUGCAUUCCUCGAGAAGCGCGUCCUGGCUUCCUCGAAGGCCAAGGAUGCAGCACCACGUGAUCAAGAGACCAUGUUCAAGGAGCUCCUAGCCAGGACUGCACGGAACGCGAGGCGGCUCGACAGACGCAAGAACACCCCGCAGCCGAGGCACUUCGGUCUCAUGAAGCUGAACGCUGUCAGCGGUAGCCAUGGCACGACGCAGAAGUCGCCCCUCACCGCUCGUAAACCAUCCGAUGAAUUCUCAUCUUGGCGCUCCCAAAAGCGAUCGGCGCAGCGCAAAACCCGAAAAACAGGAGCCCUAGCCCCUGUCGCGUCGCCACCGGCUAAAACACCGGCGAACCUAUGCGGGAGGCCAAACCGUCGAAGCGCCCAGCGCGAAUUCGAGAAUGGUUCCCGUUACAAAGCGCCGGCGUGGAACUCGUCACCGGAGGACUACCGCAGAGCCCCGCAGAGCCCACGGAUCCGCGACGACGUACCACGUUACGUCCGCGGGAUCUACGAAGCCUCCGACAAUGGCGCUUCCGACGGGUCGGUCCCUCUUUACGGCAGGUCUGGUCGCGUGAGUCCCCGGCACUCUGCCUGGCCCUCGCCGCUGGGCCGGGAAGACAGGCAUGACCAACUCAGUUCCGCCGUCUCGCCGGCACCCCGCCGCUACCAGGCGGCGCGCAAGUGCAGACACUCUGAGAGACAGUUUGUGAACGAAGUGUCACACGACGAAGGACUUUUCAUUCCGCCCCGCGGCGCCUAUUCAUCACCGGGCACUCGAAACAGGCCCGGAGCUGCUAACAUGUUCAGGCGUUUCGGCUCGACCAUGGCCUGGGUCGCGGAUGAAUACUCCAAGCACAAGCAGCAGGGUCCCGGUUAUUACGGCUAGCCGAACGCUGGACACAUAAUACGAACGCAUACCACUCGCAUACUUUACCAUUAGCAACAUAGAC
Messenger RNA from Dermacentor andersoni, 1749 nucleotides. RefSeq lists its product as uncharacterized. NCBI's taxonomy places the organism in Eukaryota, Metazoa, Arthropoda, Arachnida, Ixodida, Ixodidae. The record is from RefSeq and is a predicted model, not a curated record.